AUGGCAAAUGAAAUUUCUCGAGUGGAAAGAGAUCUUCCACCGGCGCACUACACACUAAAAACAGAGUCAUUUUCUCUUCUGGUGAAAUCAGAGAAAGAAAAAUAUGAAUCUGAUACUUUUGAAGCCGGGAGCUACAAAUGGAGACUGGUUCUCUAUCCAGAUGGAAACAAGAAAAGGAAUGGAAACUGCCAUAUUUCUCUCUACUUGGAAAUAGAUGGCGUCGAAUCUUUUUCUGAUAAUUGGGAGGUUUUCGUAAACUUUAAAUUGUUUGUAUUCGAUCAGAUACAUAACAAAUACUUGACCAUUCAAGAUGUUGAUGGAAAAGUAAGACGCUUCCACAAGAUGAAGACUAAAUGGGGUUUCGACCAACUGGUUUCUUUUGAAGAUUUCUAUAAUUCAUCAAAGGGAUACCUUGUUAAUGGUUGCUGUGCUUUUGGAGCUGAAGUUUUUGUUAUAAAACCAACUCACAAAGGAGAAACUCUUUCCAUGGUCAAGCUCAAGCCACCUACUGAUAAAGCAAUUCUGACUUCGAAGAUUGAAAAUUUCUCAAAAUCAGAUAAAAAGGUCCACUAUUCUAAUAAGUAUGCUGUUGGCGAUAGAAAAUGGAAAAUAAAGAUUUACCGCAAGGGAUACGAUUCUGCAGAAGGCGAUUAUUUAUCUGUUACUUAG
Pistacia vera is the source of this 669-nucleotide messenger RNA. Its product is annotated as ubiquitin carboxyl-terminal hydrolase 12-like. NCBI's taxonomy places the organism in Eukaryota, Viridiplantae, Streptophyta, Magnoliopsida, Sapindales, Anacardiaceae. The transcript is spliced from 5 exons. The record is from RefSeq and is a predicted model, not a curated record. Bases 1 to 669 code for a protein of 222 amino acids. Gene Ontology annotation, molecular function: protein binding.